Paramormyrops kingsleyae is the source of this 4004-nucleotide messenger RNA. The record is from RefSeq and is a predicted model, not a curated record. Lineage: Eukaryota; Metazoa; Chordata; Actinopteri; Osteoglossiformes; Mormyridae.
GCCUGGACUCAGAGUGCUCCGGCGGUUCACAGUGACGUUUAAGGAUCCGGUUGGAGAGCAACGUUGGGCCCCUCAGACUCGCCACAGCAGCUUGCCUCAAGGGCUCUAGCCCUCUAAUAGGAGUCCCCUUCUGGGGUAUGCCCCACUAGCUCAGAGUGGCAAUGCUACGGCAUUGCCCCAUCCCCGGUUUCACCACGGCCGGCCCCCGGAGAAAGAGCGCCCUCAAGGCCCCGGCAGGCCCCGGCCCGGAGCUGGAAGAUGUCAAGGAGGAGAGCAAGGAGCCCCUAACCCAGCACAAAGUGCUCAAGAUCUUCAGCAUCAACAUCAUCGCGCAGGGGCUGCCCUUCUGCCGCCGCAGGAUGAAGAGAAAGUUGGACCAUGGCCCCGAGGUCCGAUCUUUCCCUUCAGGAAAAAAGCCGUGCAAGGGCUCGGAGUAUCCGAGCCCCGCAGGGCUUGUCCCGUACUCGGCCACGCCCACCACCUUCGGACACCUGCGAGCGGCCAAUGGACAGGGGCAGCAGCGACGGCGCAUCACCUCCAUCCAGCCUCCGAGUGGCCUGCAGGAAUGGCUGCGGACCUUCCAGAGCUGGAGCGGCACGGAGAAGCUUCUGGCGCUAGACGAGCUCAUCGACAGCUGCGAGCCCACGCAGGUCAAGCACAUGAUGCAGGUGAUCGAGCCGCAGUUCCAGCGCGACUUCAUCUCCCUGCUGCCCAAAGAGGUGAGACACAGCCCACUGUGCACUGUGGCUGAACACUAACCAGCUAGCGUGUCGAGGGCCGGGGAAACCAGACCUCACUUUCGUGACCUGCUAUGAGCCAGGCAGGCAGGCAGGCCUCCUUGUGGGUGUAAUUUAAAGGCGCUCGCUGCACCUGUGCCUCUCUGACGUUUCCAAAGCUCUGGUUUUGAUGUCCGCGCCGGUCUCGUUUUCUUCUGACCACCUCGUGACCUUCUCCUCACCCCCACCCCCUCCCAGGUGCUUAAAGGUCACGACGACCACGUGAUCACCUGCCUGCAGUUCUGUGGCAACCGCAUCGUUAGCGGCUCAGACGACAACACGCUGAAGGUGUGGUCGGCAGUCACAGGGAAGUGCCUGAGGACGCUGGUGGGUCACACGGGCGGAGUCUGGUCGUCCCAAAUGAAGGACAACAUUAUCAUCAGCGGCUCAACGGACCGAACACUGAAGGUGUGGAAUGGCGAGACUGGGGAGUGUAUCCACACGCUGUAUGGACACACGUCCACGGUGCGCUGCAUGCACCUACAUGAGAAGAGGGUGGUGAGCGGCUCCCGGGAUGCCACACUGCGGGUCUGGGACAUCGAGACAGGCCAGUGCCUGCACGUGCUGAUGGGGCACGUGGCGGCGGUGCGCUGCGUGCAGUACGACGGGCGGCGCGUGGUCAGCGGGGCCUACGACUUCAUGGUGAAGGUGUGGGACCCCGAGACAGAGACCUGUCUGCACACGCUUCAGGGACACACCAACCGCGUGUACUCCUUACAGUUCGACGGCAUCCACGUGGUGAGUGGCUCCCUGGACACGUCGAUCCGCGUGUGGGACGUGGAGACGGGGAACUGCAUCCACACGCUGACGGGCCACCAGUCGCUCACCAGCGGCAUGGAGCUCAGGGACAACAUCCUCGUCUCGGGCAACGCCGACUCCACCGUCAAGAUCUGGGACAUCAAGACGGGCCAGUGUCUGCAGACCCUGCAAGGUCCUCAUAAACACCAGAGCGCGGUGACGUGCCUACAGUUCAACAAGAACUUUGUGAUCACCAGCUCGGACGACGGCACGGUAAAGCUGUGGGACCUGCGGACGGGCGAGUUCAUCCGCAACCUGGUGACGUUGGAGAGCGGUGGCAGUGGCGGUGUGGUGUGGCGCAUCCGCGCCUCCAACACUAAGCUGGUGUGUGCCGUGGGCAGCCGGAACGGCACAGAGGAGACCAAGCUGCUUGUGCUGGACUUCGACGUGGACAUGAAGUGAGCAGGCCCAAAGACGAACCCGACGCACGCCGGCUUUCGGACACGGGGCGGCCCACCCCCCUGCCUCAUCCGUGCUCGCAUCCAUGCUCAUCCCGCAACCCCUCUUCCUCCUUCCCCCUCCCCCUCCCCCGCUGCUGCAAAGGCGCUAGGCCCCGACCUCUUGGAGGCCAGUGGGGAAUAUGUGUUUGGGGGGUUGGGGGCGGGGCUCAUCACACGCUGAUGUCACAGAGAGGCAGAGCCUAAAGGGAGGCUGGUUCAUGACAGGGGAGCUGGUGCCGUUCACGCACCACCGUGACACCCCCCCCCCCCCCCCCCCCCCCUCCGCACAGAGACUUGUUCGCUCAAGCCUGACGCUACCAGUUCAGUGUAUAAAUGUCUAUCUCCCCCCGCCCCCCCACAUCAACAGCAAAUGCAGGUUAUGGACUCACCGCUGUAUAGAAGGAAACCAGUGUCAUGUAAGAAAUGGUAUAUAGUGUAUAAAAAUAUUAAAGACGAUACCUUAACAAACAAAAAAAAAACAAAAACGAAAGAGAUUCUUACUGGCGAAACAUUGAGCAGAAUCACACACGCAGCUUUUUGGUUUUAAGGCCAGGGGGUGCCUGGUUUGUGUUUCGUUGGUAUUUUAAUUCCAUCAUUCGUUUCCUGGUUUGAACGGUGCAGAAACGACUGUGAAUUUCAGUUACUUUGUACAUUUGAUAAGUUCAAUGAACGAGUUUUUUUUUUCUGCCUACUGUUGCCAACAACAAUCGGUCCCAGUAUUAACCUCUCUCUCUCUCUCUCUCUCUCUAUCUAUUCUGUCUUUCUUUUUUGGGGGGGGGGGGGGGGUCUUAUCGAAAGAUAAAUCUCGAUAGGCAAGAUGUCCCGAGUCUUUGAAGAGUCUGGCUGGGUUAGCUCCUCAACACUGGUGCUAUGUUGGGGACGGGCCCCUGCCCCCCUCCCACUUCCCAGUACUGUGUUCCCAGUGGCCAAACUUUACCUAUGCUGCUAACGGAAGGGAAAAGGUGGAUGUUUAAUUGCUGCGACGUUUUAGUCCCAGACUAAAUUCCAAAUUAACUUUAGUUUGAACUCUUGACAUGAGCGCUGCGUGAGCGGCGACUGACUCUGCUGCCACUGGAACCCAAGCCAGGUGUGCCUCUGAGUGGCGUCAAGGAGGGAACGGACAGACGGACGGACAGAUGACAGACAGACAUGGGGCUGCCUGCAGCAGGGAAGGACAAGGACUGAGCGGACAUUUCUGUUUUAGGGUGCGUGUGUGACCGUGUGUGUGUGUGUGUGUGCACGUACGUGUGUGCAACAAAUUGUAAACACAUUCCUUAGGACAAAGUUCUUUCAGCCUGUCUUGGUGGGGGACUCCAUUCUAAAGGACUGUGGUGGAAAGGGACAGAUGGGGGGGGGGGGGGGGGAGUGGUAAAUAAGUCAGGUGAGUGGAUUUUUAAACGAAAGAAUCGCUGUGCCAACGUGCAAAUGAACAUCGCUCAACCUAAAGUUGGAGUGGACAGCUUGACGGAUUGAAGUGCCCCGACUUGGAAAACGCAGACAGACGUGAAAGAUGUCCGCUCAAAAGGCUCCUGGGGUCAGAGGUUGGCAUUGCAUGAGGUCGGUCGUCUUCCUGGAAGCAGACCCUGCUCUGGGUACGUCUGCUUCCUGGAUGAAAGGGCGAGCCUGCAGGGAAAGGUGAUAGUGUAGCCAAAUGAUUUGUCUCAUUUUCCAAGAGUACAUGACUCUAGCUGAACUGUGAAAGUGGCAUAACACUGUAUAUUAAACAGUCUUGUUCUCUCUCUCUCUCUUUCUCUCUAUCGUUCUCUCUCUCUCUUUCUCUCUCCCCAUUUAAUUUAUGAUCUGGUUUGAGAAAUCAGAUGUUACCGGUGGUUUUAUUUUCCAGUUUUAUGUAACUGCCUGCCGUCACAGACAGAGGAAAAAAAAAAAAAUGCGUAAGGGAUUGUGUAUUGUUUGAUUCACUUAGAAUUUUUAUUUUCUUAUAACUUAUAAGUGCAAUAAAAAGUGGGUUUUUCUUUUUCCAUAUCAAGCA